UGCAGUUUUAACGUUGUUUAUUUUAGUUUAAAUUAAUAUGACAUUAGAUCUGUUGAAAUUAUUUUAUGUGUCAACCGUUUUUCUCCAGUGUGUGCGUUGUGAGUUUUCAGUAGACGAGGUGAACAACCUAAUACAACUAUACAACGUGAACAUCAACGCAUCGCUGACGCUCACCAAGAGCGACAAGGAGCUGCUCAACUCCUGGGCGGAGACACACCAGGUGCAGCAGGUCAAUGUGACCACCAAGUACCGGCUGCAGAUGAGCAGGCACAGAGAGCAUGCGUUUCGGAGAGGCGAUGUUGACAAGAAGUGGACACAAUGCAUCGAUAUUUAUUCAGAAAACUUAAAAAGUACAAACCAUAAGUACUAUGAAGACGAAAGUGAAUGUCUUAAAACUGCCAAUGGAGACGAUAAAGAACCCAGGAAAGCAGUCGAUCAAAUAGAAAAAGAGAUUGAAAGAGACAACUACAACUUCACCCUACAAAGGCUGAUGCUUCUAAAGCUAGAAGCGAUGGGUCAGCUCUACAUCAAACUAUCCUCAUCGAUAGAAAAUUUGGAAGAGUGCCUGAAAAUUACCCUGUCUGGGUACCUAGAGAGUGCCAGGUCCUUGUUGACAUCUAUACACAGGUGCUACAAUGGGAGAAGAAAAGAAAAUUCUACUGAUUUAAACGCAUAA
Ostrinia nubilalis (European corn borer) is the source of this 676-nucleotide messenger RNA. RefSeq lists its product as uncharacterized. The transcript is spliced from 4 exons. The coding region runs from base 38 to 676 and encodes 212 amino acids. Lineage: Eukaryota; Metazoa; Arthropoda; Insecta; Lepidoptera; Crambidae. The record is from RefSeq and is a predicted model, not a curated record.